UGUUGCCGAACGGACAAUCAUUGUCAAUGGAUGGCAGCGCUGUGCAAGAAAAUGAAGCUGUUCAAUACUGUUACAAUUCUGGCAAUGUAUCUUGCAUCAAAGAAACCCGAUCAACAUCGGUAUCUGUGAUUCUUUAUGUUCUUGCGGCUGUCGCGGUGAUGCUAACAUUUUGUGGAAAUUUGGUGGUGAUUAUCUCCAUUUCUCAUUUCAAACAGCUGCACACACCAACCAACAUACUGGUGCUGUCGCUGGCCACAGCAGACUUCCUGGUGGGAGUUCUUAUUAUGCCUUUUAUGGUUAUUCAAUCAAUAGAAACAUGUUGGUAUUUUGGCAAUGAAUUUUGUGUUAUUUAUUCCGUUUUUCUUUGUCUGUUAACGGAAACUUCUAUUAUAAAUUUGGUGAUAAUAGCUGUUGAUCGUUACAUAGCAAUUUGUAACCCUUUAUUGUAUUCGUCUAAAGUUACGGUUCGCGUUGCUUCGGUGUGUGUGGCGAUUGUUUGGGUCCUAAAUUUCUCCUAUGGGUGUGGAAUUAUUUUCUGUGGAGGUAACACAGAGGGUGUAAUUGGAAUAGAUCCUUGUCCAGGUGAUUGCUUGCUUGUGCUCAGUUCAUCUUGGGGCACAGCAGAUCUCGUGCUUUCCUUUAUUUUACCAGUUUCAAUAAUGGUAACCCUCUAUUCUAAAAUUUUCAUCGUUGCGAGGCGGCACGCAAGAGCGAUUUCAUCGCAGCAAAGUACUUUAGUAGACCGCGCUAAACUAUCAAAAAAAUCUGAAAGGAAAGCUGCGAAAACUCUGGGAAUUGUUGUGGCUGUUUUUAUUCUCUGUUGGCUUCCGUUCUAUACGUGCACCUUGCUAAAUCAGUUUAUCGAUUUUUCUAUACCUUCUGUUGUGUCUUGCGCAUUUCUUUGGCUUGCAUACAUCAACUCUUCCCUCAAUCCAAUUAUAUAUGCUUUAUUUUACCCAUGGUUUCAAAGGUCAUUAAAACUUAUGAUAACCUUUAAGAUUUGUAAUUCUGGAUCAUCAAUAUUUAAACUGCUUCCUGAAAACUGA
This is a messenger RNA of Erpetoichthys calabaricus (reedfish), 1046 nucleotides long. RefSeq names its product trace amine-associated receptor 13c-like. The transcript has a single exon. The record is from RefSeq and is a predicted model, not a curated record. Gene Ontology annotation, cellular component: membrane. Lineage: Eukaryota; Metazoa; Chordata; Cladistia; Polypteriformes; Polypteridae. Bases 27 to 1046 code for a protein of 339 amino acids. Gene Ontology annotation, molecular function: trace-amine receptor activity. Gene Ontology annotation, biological process: G protein-coupled receptor signaling pathway.